AUGCCGGCCUGGAAUCCGCGCGUGAGGGAGCAGCUAGAUGGGUUCGUGGGCAGCGGCAACGCGUGCGCGCGGGGCAGUGGUGAUGUGGGCCGAGCAGCUGGUGGCUGCGGCUUGAUCUAUUGUCUUAGUGGUCGAUCUACACUCCCUAAAACUUUCGCUGUCAAAUCUUUCCUAUUUCGACCGGAAUCAACAAAUUUCUGGCCGUAUUUCCGCUUCCGCGACGAACAAUUUCAAGGUGUUCUUGGUACACCGGCACUGCCGGCCGGUCCCUUGCGGCACUGCCGCCGCCCAUCCUCCGCAGCCAGCAUCCACCUCCGCCUGCUGCAGUCACCUGUUCCCCGGCCAAGCACCACAUCCGCCCGCUGCAGCCUACCAAGCGUCACUCAACCACCUCGCCAGCAUCCCCACCCGCCGCUGCCCAGACCACCUGUUCCCGGCCACCGCCGGCACCAACAGCCGCUGCCCCGCGUCGCUCAACCACCAAGCGCCCACGCACAGGCCGCCACCUCCCGCCCAUCUGCCGCGUCGCUCUGCUCGCUGCCCCCACAUCCGCCCAGCGGGCGCCCCACUCUGCUCACCGCGCGCCACCAAGCCGCGUCCAACCUCUGCUCCACCUCGAGGCGCAUGCCCGCAAACCUCCUGGCCGUGCGCCCCUGCUCUCGCAUCAGUAGCUCAAGCCGCCGCGCCGCUCCUCACCUGCCACUAGACCCAGCCACGCCCGCCCUGCCACCCACCCAGCUCGCGUUCACUCCUGGCUGA
Molecule: messenger RNA, 759 nt
Organism: Lolium perenne
Lineage: Eukaryota; Viridiplantae; Streptophyta; Magnoliopsida; Poales; Poaceae
Source: RefSeq, a predicted model, not a curated record